AUGUUCCGCAAACUCCGUGGUAGUAGCAGCCGUAGCAGCUAUCGCAGCGAGCCCGCACCAUCAGCGCCGGCCACAACAGCAGAGAGCGAAACUGUUGACCCAUCCCCUCGCGCUAUCCAUAUCAGCGACGUGAAGGAGUCCCCCACCAAGCUACCCCGCAAGUCCGGUUCUGAUUUACAGUCCAUAUGCAUUCUCGUCGUGAAUGCCAAAGGCGCCGCCGACUACUUGCAUCUCUACAGGCUACUCCAGAGAGAGAAGAAGCAUUACGACGAGUUCGACCCUACGAGUGACUUCGACACAGAUUAUUUUUGCGACGGUUACCUCUACAAUGUCCGCUUCAUCCCGCCCAGCGCCCCAGGGUAUGGCCUAGCUCACUACUGCCACAUGCAGCAUGUUUGCCUCGUCCUCACGUACGAUGCUUCAUCGAGGGAAUCGUGGGACGAAAUGGUUGCUGCCUGCGAGAGGAUACGCAGCCGCUGCGAAGAUGGUGCCCUCCCCUUUCUUGCGACAAUGAUCGCCGCCAUGGGUGAAGGUGAAGGUGAAGGUGAAGCCCCGGUAUCCCCCGCGGAAGCCGAGGCCUUUGCAACCCAGCGUAGCUGUCUCUUUAUCAAGGUCUCGCCCGCAACUGGGCGCGGAAUUUGCGAUGCGGUCGGCUCGCUGGUUGAGCUGGCGCACGGCGCUCGUGAUCAAUAUACGAUGGAUCAGGAGGGUCAUGCCCAGAGGUAUAAGAGGGCAGAGGCAUUUGUGGCAUUAUUUGCCAGCUAG
This is a messenger RNA of Penicillium soppii, 765 nucleotides long. RefSeq lists its product as uncharacterized. The coding region runs from base 1 to 765 and encodes 254 amino acids. The record is from RefSeq and is a predicted model, not a curated record. NCBI's taxonomy places the organism in Eukaryota, Fungi, Ascomycota, Eurotiomycetes, Eurotiales, Aspergillaceae. The transcript has 2 exons.